Punctularia strigosozonata HHB-11173 SS5 is the source of this 423-nucleotide messenger RNA. RefSeq lists its product as uncharacterized. NCBI's taxonomy places the organism in Eukaryota, Fungi, Basidiomycota, Agaricomycetes, Corticiales, Punctulariaceae. The record is from RefSeq and is a predicted model, not a curated record. The coding region runs from base 1 to 423 and encodes 140 amino acids. The transcript has a single exon.
AUGCCGAUGCACACCACCGUCCUCUACCCCGCUUCGACGCUUUCGGUCUUCUCUCAGAACCACUCGACUAGUCCCGCGUCGCCUGCAUCUUCCACUGCGACCCUCCUUUCCUCCUCGUCUAACUCCGCUCCCGCGAAGAAAGAUUACUUCGUCGCGCUCGGCGUCAUGCAGUCCACCUACGGCUUCGCCGGAAUGGCAGCCGCACCCACCCCCAAGACCAAGCCAUCGAAGCGAUCUCUGCGCGCCGUGCUCGGACUUCGAUCGUCCUGCCAACCCGAAUCUAACGCGCCUAUAAAGAAGUCGUUGAUUAAGAAGGAGAAGAAGGACUACGGCGCCGCGUUCGGGAAGAUGUCGGCUUCGCAUGGGUUUCCCGCUGGCUCUGCCGCCGUCCCGCAGGGGCAUUGGCGUAGUGGCCUUGCGUAA